AUGAUUUCGUGUCCCGAAUUGAGCGAUUUUUUGGAGCCGCCCGAAAAAGAGAGCGUUUUGAGGGCGAUUUCGGCCAGCGACAAGGUAACCUAUACUUUUUGGGAGGAAACUUUGACACCCUGUAUCUUAAAAAGUUUUUGAUAUUUUUCGCAAGUUAAAACACGAUUUUAUAGAGAAAUUGAUGCUCUACAACUUUGUAGUCGAUCACUUUUCACAAAAACGUUGCUGCGCCCACUUUGCUGGCUUUUUUAAAACGACUGUAUCUCGGCUCAGCGAUGUUUCAGUAAAAAGUUGUCAAUUGUAAAGUUGUAGAGCUUCAAAUUCUCUAUCGAUUGAUGUAUUAACUUAUGGGAAAAUAUCGAAAAUCGACCGAGAAAUUUCCAGAUAAUUUCUUCUGGAGUUUGUCAACUUUUGACCGUCGAAAAUGGAGUUUGGAUUCAUUCGCAGCCAGCGCCGGCCGUCGCGCUUUUCUUAAAGGUUCGAGAGUUUUCUAGCAAAUUUAUUGAUAUCGAAACUUUCAGAACAGUUCGGAGCGCUACUACAAAAUAAUUCUGAUCGAACCGUCGAAAGAGACCGAAUGGGAACCGAUUGUCCAAUUUGAGCACGCUUUCAGGUUUGAUAGGGCAGAGAUUCAAAAAAAUUUGAAAAAAAAAUCGAUAAUGGGAUUAUUCGGGAAGCUUUCGCUUAUUAAAAAAAUUAAAAAAAUUAAAAUAAAUAAAAUUUAAAAAAAUUUAAAAAAAUUUAAAAAAACUCAUAAAAAAACAUUUAAAAAAACAUUAAAAAAAACAAUUACAGAAACCGUCGUGCCGUAUUGCCGCGUCCAAAGUCUCGGAAAAACUGGAAAAACCGCUGGUUUUUCUGUCCAAAGUCGACCGAAAUUUGCGUGAAAAACGGGGGGUGAGCACAGCUGAACGAAUGUAACCGUACCCCUAAAACUACGGUAUUUUUUGAAAAUUUGCGCAAUAAUUUUGAAUAUUUUCAAAUAUCCUCAAGAAAUCAACACUCUCUAAAAACCGGGGUUAUUUAAAACGACUACUCGAGCGUGUUUUUUGAAUAUAUUUCCACUUUUGCAGUGAAAAGCACUUUGAAACGGAUCAAAUCCACGCGAAUCUUCUGGUUUUCGAGUCGAAUCACCAUGAGAUUGGCCUAAACUUCUACGAUUCCAAAGAGUGCGCAAAGUUUCACGAUAGUGUGUGCAAACGGAAGAGUAGUAAGAUUGCAAUGUUUUCGGGCGGCGGCCAAUUGAUUGAUUUUCAGCGAAAACCACUGAAAUUCCGUCUGUCGCCAAACUCGAGAAAGAGGAAACGAAGAAGGAGAAAAAGAAGAAGAAGAUGAGCUUUUUUUCGAAUUUUUUCGGAAGCUUACACUCGAAUAAGGAGAAAAAGGCGAUGGACAUUGGAAGCCCCACGGAUUUCCGGUGAAUUAUCGAUUUUUUGUGCGCUAGAGCACUUUUUGCAAUAUAGAACGGUUUUCAGACACGUGGAUAGCGUCAAAAUGACCGAGGAUCAAGAGGAUUUGUACCAGCAAGUGAUGAGCAAACUUAAAGUUAGUUGCGGGCCGUGGCCGACGUUUUUCUAGGCCACACACACGCAAUUUUCAGACGACUAGCGAGGAGGAGAAGGAGAUUGUGAGGCACAUUGUGAUGACGAACGAAAACGAGUUUCGGAAGUCGAUGAUGGUCAAGAAAAAGUCGCAAACGCCGAAAGAUGUGAAGGAGCGGAAGGAGAAGAAGGAGAAAUCGGGGGUAAGUCGGUGCUGAGGUCUCCAAAAUGGUUUUCUUUAAAUCAUGACAUGUAGUACUGUAUUUUUGUAGUUGAUCACUUUUUUCUAGGACCACUUCCUGCGGUACUGUAGCGCUUGGAAACGACUUUAGCUAUUGCCGAUUUCCAAGAGCUACAGUACCCCGGGGGUGGGUUUUAUAGAAAAUGUGUCAACUGCAAAAAUGAAGUUCACAUCUUGUACUCUAUUUUUGUCGUUGGCAACUUUUCUCUAAAACCUCUCCCUGACAUACUGUAAGGCUUUGAAGUUGAGACUACCAAAAUCCGUAGAAGUUUCAAUGCUAACUUCCAAGCGCUACAGUACUUCAGGGAGGGGUCCUACAAAAAAGUGUUCAACUACAAAAAUACAGUACUAGAUGUCAAAAAUGCACAAACAACGUUUAGAGGCUCUAAAACAACUCUGAACUCUGCAAUAUUCUAGGCCAACAUUUCGUUUACAGACCUCAAUCUGGAACCGUCUCUCCAAGGCCAAAAUCGAAGACGUCGCCGCGCCCACGCCUACCGUCUCCACGCCCGUGGAUCCUCUGAAUCCCGACUGGUCAGAAUCUACAGUAAUCCCGUCCACCGUAACCGUCGCCACCUCCUUCAAGCACAGUCACACGUUCGCGGCGGAUCCGUUGAAGGAGAGUGUGUGGACGGCGCCGAGAAAAGACACCUACGGGACCGUGAACCAGCGGGAACCGCAGAAUUUGUAUCGAUUCGAAUCGGAGGCGACGGAGGAACACGCCGAGAGAACAAUAAUAGAGGAACGGCCGCCGGAGCUGCCGAGUCGGAGCACUUCUCGACACGUGCAGGAAGGUACGCACUUUUGACCCACUUUCAAUAAUCGGAUCCGACCAAAACUUUGCAGACUUCUCAGGCUUUAGUUGAAGUAUUUUGGGUCCAAGUUUCAGACCGAUCGGAUCAUCUGGUCCCAAGAUGUAGCGGUUUUAGAAAAGACUGAACUUUUAACUGACUAAAAUUAUCCGGAUCCGUCUGAAACUUGGACCCCCGGACCCAACGUACUUCAACCAAAGCCUGAGAAGUGUGCAAAGUUUGAGUGCGUCAAAAGUUGCCCUGAUUUGCAGUAUCACUGUCUGCACCACGACUUCCCGGUCAUCGUGGAUCGUACCGCUGGGCGACGCAACCGGAGACUUUCUCCGCAAUUUCGAAUUCCCGUCAGGCCGAAGAGUACGCCGAGAUCAAUUUGUCGGCGAAAACGCCGACGCGCAGCGCCCCGCCACCGCCGCCGCCUUCCGCUCCACCGAUAGUUGCCCCGAGCCCGUCGGGACCACCGCCGCCGGCGCCCCCGCCACUUCCGCCGGCUUCCGUACCCCUGGCGCCGCCGCUUCCGCCGAUAAUCACUGGCGGUUCGGUACCUCAGGCUCCGCCGCCGCCAAUUUUGAAUUCGCCGCUCAAGCUGAGUGCUGUUCCCGAAAUUAGCUCGGAUCGAAGGAGUUUGUUGGAGGUGAGCCGCGUUUUUUACGACAUUUUGCAGAAAAACUAUUAAACUUUAAAUUCCUAUAAGAAAAUAUCCAUAAAACUCACGAAAUCUUUGUAAUUUUCAAGCUUUUUCACAAUUUGUCGUAACCUCAACUGUAAAGUCCGUAAACACCGAACUGCGUAUCUUGCGUCGAAUUUGACGACUUGCCGCAAAAAAUUCGUAAGUCUGCCAAUUUUCAGCAAAUUCAAUCGGCGGAUAAAUCGAAAAUGCUGCGAAAAGUGAGCGAGACGCCGGACACACGUCAAUCGGUCACUUCGCCCGUUUCCGGCGGCACCAUGAUCGAUCAGAUCCAGAAUUUUCUGGACGCCCGCCGUUCGGGCAUAAAUCCGAGCGAUUCGGAGGGCUCCGACGACGACGAUGACGACGAUGACGACGACGAUUGGAGUGACUAA
Molecule: messenger RNA, 3653 nt
Organism: Caenorhabditis sp. 36 PRJEB53466
Lineage: Eukaryota; Metazoa; Nematoda; Chromadorea; Rhabditida; Rhabditidae
Source: the annotation of a GenBank genome assembly